Liolophura sinensis is the source of this 2561-nucleotide messenger RNA. RefSeq names its product heat shock 70 kDa protein 12B-like. The coding region runs from base 92 to 1834 and encodes 580 amino acids. Gene Ontology annotation, molecular function: ATP binding; ATP-dependent protein folding chaperone. The transcript is spliced from 5 exons. Lineage: Eukaryota; Metazoa; Mollusca; Polyplacophora; Chitonida; Chitonidae. The record is from RefSeq and is a predicted model, not a curated record.
ACAGCCAUCUUUAGCUUGCCGGCGACCAAUUUGAGUUUGAACAGUCCUCCUCAGUUGACAUAGCCUUGACCUGGCAGUAAACAGGGUAACCAUGGCCCAGUCCAAACCCCUUCUCGUGGUCGCCAUUGAUAUCGGUACAACAUAUUCUGGCUACGCCUUCUCCUUCCAACACGAGUUUCUGGCUGAUAAACUCAAGAUUACAACCAACAAGGUUUGGUUAGAUGGGGACAACCACCUUCAGACCUCGUACAAAACCCCGACAUCUGUACUGUUUGACCCGGAUGGACAUUUCCACAGUUUCGGAUAUGAAGCGGAGACAAAGUACUCGCAACUCGCCAAAAACAAGGAGGAGAAAAACUGGUUGUUAUUCCGUCGAUUUAAGAUGAGCCUCUACAAAUCUGAGAUAAGUGAGACUAUGGAGCUGGAGUCGGUGUCCGGACAACGGUUGAAUGCCCUCAGUGUAUUUGCCAUGUCAAUACUGUACCUUAAGAAGCAUUUCAGUGGAAGCCUUCAGCAGCAAGUGGCUGACUCGGAGAUCCAAUACGUGCUGACGGUACCUGCUAUAUGGGGCGAGGAUGCCAAGCAGUUCAUGAGGAAAGCCGCUAUGCAGUCUGACAUACUUGGAGAUCAACUGGCUAUUGCACUGGAACCGGAAGCGGCCUCCAUUUUCUGUCAGUCCUUAUUAGCUAACAGCCGAUCCGAUGACGAAUUCUGUGACGCAGGCGACAUCUCGCGGAAUGGAUCUCGAUACAUUGUUGUGGACGCGGGAGGUGGUACUGUGGACACGACAGUGCACGAGGUGAUGCUCAGCGGGGAUCUCAAAGAACUACACAAAGCCAGCGGGGGAGGUUGGGGCGGCACUCAGGUAGACGAUCAGUUCACCGAACUAUUGCUCAAGAUUUUUACCGUAAAGGUGAUGAAGGAGUUCGGCAAAAACCACAAAUUGGAUUGGCUGGAACUCGAGAAAGAAUUUGAAAUCAAUAAACGGAGGAUAUCUAGUAAUGAUGAACAGAAAUUCACCUUCCGGUUGCCGGCUUCUCUACAUGAAACGUUCAGCUUUCACAGCAAGUGCUCGUUAGAGGACCAAGUGGCUGAGUCUGGGUUAUCCGAAGAUGUUCGGUUUACAGGUGACAAGAUGAGAAUCAGCGGUAAAGUGAUGCAGUCGUUGAUGAAACCAACCAUUCAGAAAAUUAUCACUCAUGUAGAAACACUAAUGGCGGAUCCCAAGUGUAGAGGAAUUUCCCACAUCUUACUGGUGGGUGGGUUUUCCGAAUCGCCAUUUCUCCAAGAGGAGUUCAGGAAGAACUUCCGGUCUGUGAAUGUGGUCACUCCACUGGACGCCGUAUUGUCUGUGGUGAAAGGGGCGGUGAUAUUCGGCCAUCGGCCCGGUGCCAUUGGAAUCCGUCUGGCUGCCUUUACUUACGGAACUGAUAUCUUAUCCAUUUUUGACGAUGGUGAACAUGAUCCUGACAAGUUAAUUAUGAUUGAAGGAGAGAGGAGGUGCGAGGAUAUAUUUGACAGAUUUGUUUCUGUUGACGAAGAAGUGCCAAACGGUAUGGAAACUAGCGAACAUACCUUGAAUCCGAUUUACUCUGGACAAACAGAAAUGUGGCUUGCAGUGUACAAAUCCACGGUGACCAAACCCAAAUAUACAACUGACCCUUCAUGUUCUAAGUUAGGUAGUUUCACAGUAGACAUGCCGGAUUUGACGGGAGAGAAGGACCGUGAAGUCGGAGUGAAGUUUAUAGUUGGUGGCACAGAGCUCAAGGUGAAAGCUCACGAGAAGACGACCGGGAAGAUCUUCGACGCUACCUUUAACUUUGUGACAAAGUAAGUCAGACUAUCUGUAUGCUAUCCAGAGCCACAGACAGCGGACUGAAGAUAAAAAAAAUAUGAGCUCUUGGAACAGCUUACCCCAACCUAAUAUUCUGAACGCGGAAGGGGUCUGAACUUUGUUGCGAAUACUGUUGUAAUCUUUGAUAUCACUUUCACUGAAGAAUUGGUCUUGAGGCAUCAACUAACAAGACGUGUCACGUGAUUGUUGCUUUGUCAGUAAAUGUAUUAGAUAGGAUAUCCUGUCAGAUAUUAACACCCAAGAUAUUUGUUUUUAGUAGGCACAUAUAAUGCACAUUCUGUGUUUAUCAUUUAUGUUUAAUAUAUGAAAUUAACCAAAAAUAGAAUGUUCGUAGUUACGGAUGGUAGCUACGCCAGUAAGUAUUAGACAAGGUAAGCUUACAAAGUAAACCCAUGAUAUAUGUUUUGAGUUGACACAUUACAGAUUUGGUGUUUCUUAUCAUAUAUGUUUAACAUAUACAACUAACCAAGAAUAUGAUGUUCUUAGUAGUUGUAUUAUUUAUUUAUAGUUUAUGGACAGAAUACGGUAUAAUAUACCAUAGAAAGACUCUGAGAGUCUGGAGAUGCACAGUUGGCCGAAGUGGUUACCACGCCAACGCGGCGAAAAGACCUAGUACCCUUUUACCAAUGUGGUCGCUGUGAGUUCAAGUCCAGCUCAUGGUUGCUUCCUCCGUGGCCGAACGUGCGAAAAUUUGCCAACAACAUGC